AUGCAGCUGACCCGUGACGAAGUCCAGAAACACAACAACAAAGACUCCUGCUGGGUCGCCAUCCAUGGAUCUGUCUACGAUGUAACCGAUUUCGUCGACUCACACCCAGGGGGACCCCAUGUCAUCCUCCGCUGCGCCGGGAGAGACGCGACAAGGGACUUCGACUCCGUGCAUGAUCAGGAGCUCCUGGCCCAGUCCUUACCAUCUUCUGCCUUUCGUGGCCAUCUCGAGCCAGGAUCCCUGAGCAAAUCGAGCACUGUCAACGGCCACGUUCCCGAAAUCAAGCAAACGGAUGACUCGCCCCCGCCGUUAACGACGCUGAUCAACCUCUACGAUUUCGAACAUCUCGCUGAGAAGCAUCUCCCGCCGAACGCAUGGGCGUAUUACUACUCCGGCGCGGACGACGAGACUAGCAAGCGCCAAAACGCCAAGGCUUAUCAGAAGAUCUCGCUUCGACCGCGCAUCCUGCGUAGUAUUCGGGCCGUGGACACGAGUACGUCGAUACUGGGUAAAUCGGUCUCGUUGCCGGUGUAUAUGAGUCCGGUGGGGAUUGCGAAACUUGCGCACCCGAAUGGCGAGCGGGCCUUUGCUGCCGCGGCGGGUAGGGAAGGGGUGGCUCAGGUGCUGGCGAACGGGUCGAGUUUUCCCAUUGAGAGCGUCAUGAAGGCUCGUGUGCGGGAGGAUCAGCCGCUCUUCGCGCAACUGUAUGUUAAUAAGGAUAUUAAGAAGUCGGAGGAGACGGUGCGCAGAGCGGAUGCUGCCGGGGCGGGCGCGAUCUGGGUGACGGUGGAUUCGCCGGUGGUGGGGAAGAGAGAGAUGGAUGAGAGGUUGAAUCUACAGGUUCAAGCUCGGGAUAAUCCAGCUACCAAGGGGCAGGGCGUUGCUAAGACCAUGGCGAGCUCUAUCUCCCCGUUCAUCGACUGGGAUAUUCUAACGUGGUUACGAGACCUCACUUCCCUGCCUAUCGUCAUCAAGGGGAUUCAAUGCGUCGAAGAUGCCGUGCUGGCAUAUGAGAACAGGGUACAGGGAAUUGUCCUAUCCAACCAUGGAGGCCGUUCUCAAGAUACAGCACAAUCACCACUUCUCACUCUUUUGGAGAUCCGACGCUACGCACCCUACCUGCUUGAAAGCAAGAUGCAGAUCUUCAUUGACGGGGGCAUUCGGCGAGGCACUGAUGUACUCAAGGCCCUCGCAUUGGGCGCAACAGCCGUUGGACUAGGUAGGCCCUUCCUCUACGGACUUGCGAGCGGCUAUGGAGAGGAAGGAGUUCGACGAACCAUUGAGAUCCUCAGACAGGAGAUCGAAUCUAAUAUGGUGUUUCUGGGAGUUACGUCGUUAAAGGAGCUAGGUCCACAUUUACUGAACACAGCCCGGUUGGAGAGGGAUAUGACAUUCAAUAUGAGCGAUACGAUUGAAGUCCUUCUCUACGGCUUGGGAGCCAUAGGUUCCUUCUACGCUUUUAUCCUCAGCCAGUCUGAGAACGUGCGCCUAACGGUUGUCGCACGGUCAAAUUUUGACGCUGUCAAGGAGAAUGGCAUUCUCAUCGAAAGUGAAAAUCAUGGCCAACAUCGCUUUCGACCUCAUAAUGUGAUCAAUUCCCCUGACGAGGUCACCAGCCCCUUCGACUACGUCGUGUGCGCCCACAAAGCAAUCGAUCAGGAAUCCGUCGCCGCACGACUCAAGCCCGCGGUCAACGAGGAUACGACCAUCGUGAUUAUCCAGAAUGGAGUAGGAAACGAGGAAGCGUUCCGCAACUCAUACCCUCGAUCAUCCAUCAUUACUUGCGUGACAUGGGUUGGAGCCCGUCAACCCGCCCCCGGAAAAAUCACGCACACCAAGUCCGAAGACAUGCAAAUCGGACUCUUCGCCAACCCAUCUAUCCCCUCCUCGCUCGAAAAGUCCCGCCUCGACACCUUCGCCGCCCUUCUUCAACACGGCCAAACCAAAUUCCAAGUCCUCGACGACAUGCAACUCCAGCGCUGGGAGAAAGUUGUAUGGAACGUAGCCUGGAAUUCCCUCACGACAUUGACACUGCUGGAUACGCAGAGUUGGCUGAAUUCCUCGCCCGACGCCACGCCUCUCACGCGUAAACUCAUGCGAGAGGUCAUUGACGUCGGGAGGAAGUGUGGCGUGGAGCUGGACUACGGGCUGAUUGAUCGCCUGAUGGACAAGAUUAAUGCCAUGCCUGGGAUCGGGAGUAGUAUGCAGACGGACUGUCUUAAUAAGCGCCCCAUGGAGAUUGAUGUGAUUCUGGGGUUUCCGGUGAAGAAGGCGAAAGAGUUGGGGGUUGAGACGCCGAUUCUGGAGACGAUUCAUACAAAGAUGACUGCCGAGUCCGACAGCCCAAUAUCAGCGCCAGCGCCUGCUCCGGCUAUCGAGCCAUCGGCAGACAAGCAUGGCACAGCUCAUUUUGAAACGGUUCCAGCAGAGCCAGGCAAAGUACGCAAUGGCGACACAGCCCUGGCUCUGUUUGAUAACUUAGACGAGCUAGAAGAAGCUAUCGAUCCGGUUGAGAACAAACGUUUGGUUCGCAAGAUUGAUCUCAUGAUCUUGCCUUUUCUGAGCGUUUGCUAUGCAUUCUACUAUAUCGAUAAAACGACUCUCUCGUAUGCGGCCAUCUUUGGCAUCAAUGAAGACUUAGGGCUCUCGGGUGAUCAGUAUUCGUGGUUAUCGAGUGUCUUUUACUUUGGAUUCUUGGUUUGGGCGCUUCCAACAAACUUCCUGAUGCAACAGUUUCCUGUGGGGAAAUACCUGGGCGUUAAUAUCUUUCUGUGGGGUUUCUUUCUUAUGUUGCAAGCUGUUGCAAAGAACUUUACUCAGCUUGCCGUGUUGCGUGUUAUAUCCGGCGCUGCAGAAGCAUGCAGCGAUCCCGCAUUCAUGCUCAUCACCAGCAUGUGGUAUACCCGGCGCCAACAGCCCAUUCGAAUCGGCAUCUGGUACACAGCCAACGGUGCUGGCAUCGCGCUCGGCGGUCUACUGGGCUACGGCAUCGGCCAGAUCAACGGUGCCCUGGCGUCGUGGAAAUAUGAAUUCCUGAUCAUCGGCGCCCUCUGCUCAGCCUGGGGGAUCGUGAUCAUCUUCUUCCUUCCAGAUUCCCCCGUGUCUACGCGGUACCUGACAGACCGAGAAAAGCGCCUUGCCGUUGAAAGACUGCGAUACAACCAGACCGGUGUGGAGAAUAAGACCCUCAAGCUGGCGCAGGUCUGGGAGGCGUUUCUGGAUUGGAAGGUCUGGUUCUUCUUACUACUGGGUUUCUCGGGGAAUGUUCCUAACGGAGGGAUCUCGAAUUUUGGGACACUUAUCAUUAAAGGGUUUGGGUUUUCGACGUCCCUCAUGCAAAUCCCCUACGGCACAUUCAUCGCCAUCAUGAUCCUCUUCAGCGUCUGGCUAAACGACCGCCUCCCACCCAACAACCGCUGCCUAGUAACAAUCCUCUUCCUUCUCCCAAACGUAGCCGGCUCCUUUGGGCUCUGCUACCUCCCCGAAUCAAACCGUGUCGGCCGCCUCAUCUGCUACUACCUAACCGGUUCCUACAACGCCUCCUUCGUGAUCAUUCUCUCCAUCCUAACGGCCAAUAUCGCCGGUCACACGAAGAAGGUCGUCACGAACGCGAUGAUCUUCCUGGGUGUUUGUGCGGGGAAUAUCGCCGGCCCGUUCUUCUAUAAGGGGGACCAGGCACCAAGGUAUCCGCUGGGCAUUUGGUCCAUGAUUGUGGCGAAUUUCGUGGAGAUUGGAUUGGUCGUGAUGUUGAGGAUGGCGCUGGCGUGGGAGAAUCGGAGGCGGGAUCGCGUGCAGGGGAUUGGGGGGGAGGGGGAUGGGGAAGGGGAGGAAGUGAGGCAGGCGGAGAUGGCGAGGACGGCGUUUAGUGAUUUGACUGAUAAGGAGAAUUUGAAUUUCAGGUAUAUUUAUUAG
Messenger RNA from Aspergillus affinis, 3912 nucleotides. Its product is annotated as FCB2FMN like protein. Gene Ontology annotation, biological process: pantothenate biosynthetic process; transmembrane transport. The transcript is spliced from 15 exons. Gene Ontology annotation, molecular function: transmembrane transporter activity; heme binding; 2-dehydropantoate 2-reductase activity. The record is from RefSeq and is a predicted model, not a curated record. Lineage: Eukaryota; Fungi; Ascomycota; Eurotiomycetes; Eurotiales; Aspergillaceae. The coding region runs from base 1 to 3912 and encodes 1303 amino acids. Gene Ontology annotation, cellular component: membrane.